Mugil cephalus (flathead mullet) is the source of this 4248-nucleotide messenger RNA. Its product is annotated as relaxin-3 receptor 1-like. Bases 1276 to 2442 code for a protein of 388 amino acids. NCBI's taxonomy places the organism in Eukaryota, Metazoa, Chordata, Actinopteri, Mugiliformes, Mugilidae. Gene Ontology annotation, molecular function: bradykinin receptor activity. The transcript has a single exon. Gene Ontology annotation, biological process: immune response; G protein-coupled receptor signaling pathway. The record is from RefSeq and is a predicted model, not a curated record. Gene Ontology annotation, cellular component: membrane.
ACGGUUGAAGAGCCACCUGUGGUUGUCAUCCAAACAGGAGUCUUGUCCUCCUGUUUCCCUCGGUAAGAUUGUUUUCCCUCCAACUAGUUUUAAAUGAAGUCACGCACUGUUUGUUGGGCCCUUGAGUCCCACCUUCGAUAUUUCUUAAACAGCAUUAGAAUAUGUUGAUGAAAUUCAAAUAAAUGGACAUUUUAUUUUAUGUAUUUACUAGCAAUGUGCUUAUACAGACUGAAGUAUGUAAAAAUAAAGAAAUAAAUAAAAAUGCCAGCACUUAUGUUCUUAAAUAGUUUCUAUUUUCUCAUCCUGGCGACUAAUUGUUUGCCUAAACUUUAGAUAAAUUCAAUUCACGUCCACUUUGUUCAAAAAAAAGUACAAAGGGACACAGCUGGGAUGAGCUCCAGCAACCCCCGCGACCCUAGUGAGGAUAAGCGAUAUGGAAGAUGCGAUGCGAUGAGAUGAGAUGAGAUGAGAUGAGAUGAGAUGAGAUGAGAUGAGAUGAGAUGAGACAUAAGGGAGGACAUCUGAUCGACCAAAAACGCGGUUUCUAAGAUCCACCCAUCCAUUACGAUUAUGUGCCAAUACUUAAGCUAUUUUAUUCUGAUACAGUGUUUAAUCCUCUCUUGAGGAGCCUUGUUUCAAAAGUAUCGUUUUUUUUUUUAAUAGCAGGCAAUAGUUCUGUGUCAUUAUAAAAUGUUUAUAUGGCGUCAGCCUCUAUACAAGACAUGACUUAAAUGAGCAUUGGCCACACAGACAAAACUCACAAGAAGAGCUUAAGCUUGGAAAACUCAUACAAUUUAGUUAAAUAUCAAAAACUUUGACUAUAGGACUAUGGGACUUAAAAAGAAGAAAAUGUUCAGAUUACUUAAUGGGGCUGUAAUAUUUUACAGCGUGAAGGGUUGCUGGGAUGAAGGUGAGGCGUGAGAGUGUCUAAAAUGCUCCCCGGACCCUUCCAGCUCUGGGACUUGACUUGCUCUCUGUCGCUGAGUUGUCGCCUGUCUUCGGGUUUCGUCUGUAGGGCACGCGCCUCCUCGGGCACCAGCAGACCAUAAAGUGAGCCGCGUGCGCCCGGGACUCAGCAGUCGACCAGUGAGCAGUGGUGAGAGCACCUCCGGUUCCAGAUCUCACGCUGAAAGCAGAAGAGCAACACACACAUUAACAGUAUCAACAUGAGCAGCGGGAGCUCCGUGCGCCUGACCGAGCUGGAAGACUCCUCUCUAAAAGAGCGCAGGAGGUGAUGCGCCCAGCGAGACACGGGUCGGCUCUGUUACCGGAGAGAUGACGGAGCUGUGGAACCACAACACCACUUCGUCCUCGUGGAACCGGUCCGCUACGGAUUUGAACCGAUUCAGUAGCCUGGAUGACAUUGACAUACCGGCGGACGGCUCACCAACCCUGCGCAUCCUCAUCUCCAUCGUGUACUCAGUUGUGUGCGCAGCUGGGCUGGUGGGGAACUUGUUGGUAUUCUUCCUGAUGAAAGCACGCCGAGGCAGGAAAAAGCGCUCCAGCAUUAACCUGUUCAUCCUUAACUUGGCCGUGACGGACUUCCAGUUCGUGCUGACCCUGCCGUUCUGGGCAGUGGACACAGCUCUGGACUUUAGCUGGCCGUUUGGAAACGCCAUGUGCAAAAUCGUCCUCUCUGUGACAGUGAUGAACAUGUACGCCAGUGUGUUUUUCCUCACUGCUAUGAGCGUCACCCGGUACUGGUCGGUGGCCUCGGCGCUUAAAGACCGCACCCGGCGGCGGGUGUGCCCGGUGCGCUGGGUGAUCGCCGGGCUCUGGGUCUCUGCCAUAGUGGUUUCUUUGCCAACCGCAAUCUUCUCCACUGUGAAGGACGUGGCCGGAGAGAGGCUUUGCUUGCUGGGCUUCCCAGACAGUCAAUCAUGGCUAGCCCUGCACCACCUUCAGAAGAUUCUGGUUGCCUUCGUUUUCCCAAUGUUGAUCGUCACCAUGUGCUACCUGCUCUUGCUCCGCUUCGUCCGCCUGCGCAGCAUGAACAACAACCAGGUAAAACGCAGGUCCAGGGUGACCCGCUCGGUCACCAUCGUUGUCCUCUCUUUCUUCAUCUGUUGGAUGCCCAACCACGCCAUAACAUUCUGGGGGGUUCUGGUCAAGUUCAACGUAGUCAACUGGGAUAAGACAUAUUACAUGGUGCACACGUACGUCCACCCUGUGACCGUGUGUCUAGCGCACACCAACAGCUGCCUGAACCCGGUGUUGUACUGCCUCAUGCGCCGAGAGUUCAGGAAGAAGAUGAAGGAUCUGUUCUGGAGAAUUUCCUCACCUACCGGAGCGAACAGCUGCCACCUGCGUCCGUUCUCCGGGACUGUCAGAGCGGAGCCGGACGACACGCAGGUAGCCAUCCCGCUGAACAACGUGGAGACGGAAAACUACAGACUGUCUGUUCUGACGGACCAAUGCGACACGGACGGGCUGCAAACGUAAACUGAGAUUUACACAGAAAAAUCAUUGUCACAGAAAAUAGUGAAUAAUGACAUUUUUUUUCAGUUUAGCCAUGAACCACAAAGAAAUCAUGACUAAUAAUUGCUUGGUAAAUAUUGGUUACUUUUAACCACUCUUUUUCACAACAAUAUUUUAGACAUAUUGCGUUUAACGACACAACACUAUGAUUACAUGUGGAAUUAUUGUGUUUGGAGCGCACCAUGCAGACUGUGCCAAAUUCAGCGCCCGAGUAAAAUAUAGGACGGUUGCAAUUACAGGUAGAAUUGUAUUAGAAUUAUUUGUCUUUGCCUCAGAGGGAUUCAUAAAAUGUAUCUCUACUGAGCGAGCGAAACAUACUGUGAACAACAGCUCUGGGUAAAUUACACGCAAAUACUCAACGCCUCUCCCCUUCAUCAGUGUUAAUGCGAUCUCACAACACUGCUUUUGAUUGUGGAAAACUAAUUUUAUUCUUUUGACUUACGCAAAUGAGGCUCAGUGUCUCUCAGUGCUGCUUUGUUCUCUAAGGGCUCUCUGUGUGCAGACAAUAUGAUAGGAGCAGAGAGCUCCCACGGGGAGGAUUUCUGCUGCUGCUGCUGCUGCUGCUGCUUGAAACAUAAUUCUGUGAUGUGUGGAGUGGUUAACGUAGAAAUAAGUGCAUGUAAAGAAAAAAAAAUAAAACGCACCCUUAACUAUUCUUGUAUAACUAUAAGUAUUUAUUUCAAUUUCAGUGUCAGUGCUAUCAGAGGGUUUGGGGCUAUGUAAUCAACCGACUCUGAUGCUUCCAAGGGUUCAGUCUGGCUGUUCGGUUGUGGACUAACUUUUAAUGGAUUUUUAUUUAAUCUUAUACCCAACUGUUGCUGCACAGUCUAUUUUGGACAGCCACUAUAAAAAACCCUAACAUGGCUGGCUUUUAUUUGGAAAGUUGAAGGCAAUUGUUUAUUUUAAAUGUUAUAGACAAACUUCUUAGUGCAGAGCACUUAAGGGGAGCUAUUUGGGGACCAUAAAAGUCAUCUUUGUGUUCAAGAUCACAGCUGUUUUAGAGGUCAAAGGAAGUGAGCGUUUCAGAAAUUCAAAAAAAGAUACAUUUUAAGAAACUCAGAAACAUCUACUCUCCUUCAGAAAUAGUUUAAAGAAAUUUACCUCAGCUGAGCUCCAAUCCAACACUGUCCAAACCAUCCAGCAAGGCCAGUGUGAAGCAUACCUCAUUAAAUCUGCAGGCAAACAAGUUGCAACCAAUUAUAACUCAGCACUAUAAUUAUACUUCACUAAUAAUUAAUUUCAUUAAAUGUCAGAAUAAUAAUGAAAAAAUCAUGUUAUAUUAUUCUUAAGCUCAACUUUAUGUCUUCAUGCAGCUCGUUUGGUCUGAGCAACAGCACAAAACCUAAAGACAUGUGCUCAAUAUCAAAUAGCAUCGGCUCAAAAUCAAACAAGGGAAUGUCUCUUUGCAUUUUUGGCUGUUUGUGAGUUUGAAAAAUAGCUUACAUGCUGAACCAACUAUCUGAAAUGUUGAUUAUUAUUUUGUGAAGAGGUCAAAAGCAAUGAAAACUCAGAAACAAGCUAAUGAACCGUUGCAUCUAUUUUUGUGGUUUUCUAUAUUCGUAAAAUAAAAUAGUGUGAAACUCCGAACUUGUAAACAUUCUUUCCUUACAUGUUGUAUUCUGUUUAUAGAACUGGUUUAGGGGUUUAAGGAACAAAUAAGUGCAAUUUAUCUUUCAAGUCCAUGCUAAAUGCAGGAAUGUAUAAGAAAUGUAUGUAAAAAGGUCAUUUUCUCUAGGUUUGUUGAAAAUAAAGAAAAAUUAACUAUCGUGA